AUGUCUGCAGAGGAGGACCAGGGCGGAUGGCAACUGACAGAGUCUGACCCGGGUGUCUUCACGUAUGUCCGUCGCAGGAUCCCUAAUUUCUUUCUACUUAUGCUCGCCGGUUGCCACAGCGAGCUUCUGAAGUCUCUGGGGGUACCGCUUGUGGUCGACGACCUCUACUCUCUUGAUCCGGUUUCACUUUCCGAAUUUCAGCCCUUACAUGCGUUCGUCUUCCUGUUUAAAUGGGUCGGAUCUUCUGCAGAACCUACUGCCGGACGGUAUGAGCCCGAUUACCCUGGGUUUUUCGCACACCAAGUUGUGAACAACGCGUGCGCCACUCUCGCAGUAAUGAACGCGAUUGGGAAUAUACCUGGUCUUCCGAUGAGCUCUCAGCUCAGUGACCUCAUGAAUUUCACCAACGGCAUGGAUCCUCAGACUCGGGGGAUGGCAAUUACCAGCUCGGACUGGCUGCGGGAAGCACACAAUACGCUUUCCCCUCCUUCUGCGAUUUCGCUAGACGGCCUAGGACUACCCAAGACCGCAGAGGAUGCAUACCAUUUCAUUGUGUAUAUGCCUAAUAUGGGCUGCGUAUAUGAAUUUGACGGUCUGAAGCAAUACCCGAUCAAUCACGGACCUUAUCAAGAAAGCGGAGAAGGAUGGGUCGCGAAGGCAAGGGAAGUCAUCGAAGCCCGAAUCGGGACGUAUCCGACAGGCGCGCUCGAAUUUAGCCUGCUCGCACUACACGAUGAUCCGAUCCCCAGCCUACAGGCACAUCUCGUUGAGCUUCAAGCAGCUGGGAGACAAUCCGAAGCAGCAGACCUUGUUGUCAGACUGUCGACAGAGAACUCAAAACGAGAGCGCUGGGCCUUUGAGAAUAGCCUGAGGAGGCAUAACUAUGUGGGCUUGAUUCACGCCCUGCUAUUGGCAAUGGCCAAAUCUGGCAAGCUUGAGGCAGCAAAGGAGGGCGCGAAAAAGACCAUGCAUGAUCGGAUUCAGAAGCGGAAAGAGAAAGGCGAGAACGCCAUGGAUGAGGAUUGA
Postia placenta MAD-698-R-SB12 is the source of this 1026-nucleotide messenger RNA. RefSeq lists its product as hypothetical. Gene Ontology annotation, molecular function: cysteine-type deubiquitinase activity. The transcript has 4 exons. The coding region runs from base 1 to 1026 and encodes 341 amino acids. Gene Ontology annotation, biological process: protein deubiquitination; ubiquitin-dependent protein catabolic process. Gene Ontology annotation, cellular component: cytoplasm. NCBI's taxonomy places the organism in Eukaryota, Fungi, Basidiomycota, Agaricomycetes, Polyporales, Adustoporiaceae. The record is from RefSeq and is a predicted model, not a curated record.